Messenger RNA from Malassezia sympodialis ATCC 42132, 5571 nucleotides. RefSeq names its product Nup192p (gene NUP192). Gene Ontology annotation, biological process: nuclear pore organization. Gene Ontology annotation, molecular function: structural constituent of nuclear pore. Lineage: Eukaryota; Fungi; Basidiomycota; Malasseziomycetes; Malasseziales; Malasseziaceae. The record is from RefSeq and is a predicted model, not a curated record. Gene Ontology annotation, cellular component: nuclear pore; nuclear pore inner ring.
AUGGCGUCGGCGGCGGGCGGCUUGGAUGUGUUUGAACCGGCGCGCUUCGAGACGCUGUAUGGAAUUCUGCAUACUGUCGUGAGCGCGCCGGCCGCAGCUGUACCCACAUGGUACCUGGACGUCGAGCGCAACCGUGCGGCCCUCGCGACGCUCGGCCGCGUCAAGCCCCCCAGCGAGGCGGAGCGGCGCGAUAUUUCCAAGGGCAUCAUUGUGCUCGAAGGCCACGCGCAGUCGCUCAACGCAGACUUUGUUGCACAGACGCUGCUGCUCUCCGACGAGCUCCACGUGUCGGAGACGUAUGCGGCCUCCCUGCUCCAGGAAGGCAUUGCAGCAAGUGCGCGCUGGGGCCGCACGCCCACCGAGGUGGCGUGCCUGCUCUUCUACCGCGAGCACCUCGCCCUGCUGGCCUGCCUCAAGGAGCUGGCCAGUGGCGCCUACACGCUGUGCGUCGGCGGCGACCUUGCCGCGGGUGUGCGCAUGAGCCGGCUCCUCGACGAGCUCGUGCAGGGCGACGAGUUGGUCCAGCGCCUGCUCGAGGCCAUGCGCUCGUACCCACAGGCGCGCGAGCGCGUGCGUGCGGCCAUGCAGCGCGCGAGUGCGUCGCCGCGCCUAAGCGAUGAGGUGCAGAUGGAGCGCACGACGUGGCUCGAGCAGGCGGAGCAGGAGGUCGGCCACAUCGUGUACCUGCUCGCACUUGCGCGGCGCCUUGCGCCCCCCGCGCUCGAAGCGCUCGUAGCGCACCUCGCUCAGAGCCAGGUGGCGCCGGCGCCGGCGCCAGCGACCGCGCUGUAUGCGCUCAUGGCCGUGCUGGCGGCCCUCGAUACGGUCCCGGACGAGGCAGGCGAAUGGCUGGCCCGGCACGCCACGUCCCCGGUGCACACGGCCGAGGCCCUGUGUGCCGAUGCGGGCCUCCUCUCGCGCCUGUGGACGGCGGCCACGGGUGCAUGGCAGCAUGCCGGUCUCCAGCACAUGGUGCAGCUGGCGCUCGCCCUGUUCAUCGCCGAAGCCCUCGCGAACCACGCGGCGCUCUCCGCGUCGCUCGGCCACACGAUGGAGGAUGUGCAUGCGCUGGCUCUGCGUGCGCUCACCGCGGACGACGACGCGAGCGCGCUUGUGUUCCUCGCCGUGCGUGUGCUCGGCUUCCGCCGCGUCCUCGACGGCGACCUGGAGGAGCGGCCGCCCGUGAUCGAUGCCGAGUUCCAGGAGUAUGUGCUGCAGCAAGUCCAGCACCUCAUGCUCAGCGUCACGACCACCUUCUUUCCGCUCCUGCGCAAGAUGCAGCGCAGCGAAGAAGACUCGGCAUUCGCGUCCCUGCGCGCCGCGCGCCCCGGCGCGCCGCCGCCAGCGCGCCGCUUUGACAUCGAGGCGCUCUUUGACGUCAUGGCCCUCCUGUGCCGCGGCCGCCCGGAAGCGGGCCUGCCGUUCUGGCAGGGGCAGGAGCGUGGCCUCUCGCGCUUCCUCCUCUGGGCCGUCGACACGCGCGAGCCGGGGCAGCAGCGCGCGCUCUUCGACAUGCUUGCCGCCCUCGCGGAGGGCGAGCAGUGUGCGGCGUACGCGCAUGCCCUGCUCGAAUACGACGCCGGCGCGCCGCCGGGCGGCGAGCGCCGACUCGUGACGUGGUCGCGCCUGUUUGAGUGGAUCGCGCACUAUGUCGAUGCGUUCCAGCGGCACGCGUCCGCCGUGAUGCCGCCGGACGAAAUGGUCCUGCUGCGUGCGUUCCUCGGCGUGCUGGCCACGGUCGUGCGGUACAGCGCCGCGACGCGCGACGCGCUUUUCCUCCACAAGGAGUAUGCGCCCCUGGACAAGCUGUUCGCGCUGUAUGCGUGCGCGGUGCCCGUGGACCUCAAGGCCGCGAUCCUGCAAGCCCUGACCGCCUUUGCGGCGCGCCCGCGCGAUGCCACAUCGCCGCGCGUGCUCUCUGCGCUGUGGGAGCGCCUCGAGCAGAGUGGCGCGGUGCGCGGCGCCGCGCCCCGUGCCGUGUACGAGCUGGAGCAUGUGGAAGCCGUGCACGGCCGGUACCCAGGCACGCGGCGCCUGGUCGAGCUGCUGACGGCGGUGCUGCCGUACGCGACGCCCGCGGCGCAGGCGGACGCGCUGGUCGCGCAUGUGCAGGGCCACGGGGCCCUGCCGCCUGCGCACGCCUUUACGGCCACGGGCGCCGCGCCGUACGUGGCGUUCGUCAUUGAGCAGGUGCUGCUCGCCGCCCCGCGUCGUCUGUACGCCCAGCCGGCCGAGCGCUGGGCGCUCUCGGCGGCGUGCAUCGAGUUUCUGGACCGCUGCCUCGCGGCCUUCUCGCUAGCGCCCCUCGACACGAAAGAGGCGCUCGCCAAGCACCCCGGCUUCGACAUCCUGCGCCGCCUCCUCAGCGGCUCGGCGCUGCUGCAGGAGCUGCUUGUGUUCGUGCACCCAGACCCGUCGCUCGCGGGCUUUGAGGUCGUGAACCAGGACCGCGCGCAGACGCCCGAGUUUGCGCGCGCCGUGCGCGGCGUGCUGCGCAUUUUGCUGCGUGUGCUGGACGUGCAGCCACUGCUCCUGCACACGCUCCUGCCCGCCUGGAGCGACGCUGUGGUGGGCGACCGCGCGCAGCUCGUGCCGCUCGAGGUACACCUGCUGCAUGCGCACCAGGUGGUCGUGCAACUCGCGCUCUACGUGAACUGCAUCGACGCGGAUAUGGCAUGGCUCUCGGUGCGGCUCGUGAGCGCGCUCGCGCGCACGUCCACGUUCCAGGCCUCGGACGCGUUUGGGCCGCUCCGCGCACGCACAUCGAUGAACCGCCUGGCAGGCCUCUUGGAGAUGACCGGCGAGGCCGCGCGCGUGACGAGCGGGGCCGUCGCGUGGCUCGACGCCAAGCCAGACAGCACCGAGUCGCCGACCGAGGCCGCGGACCCCCUCAGCGCGCCGGCCGGCGCCGCGCAGGUGCAGGAGGCGCUCCUGGAGCUGCUGCUCGCACAGACGGCGCGGCACGUGCCGGCCCCGAAUGUCGCGCACCUGCUGCUGGGCUUUGAGCCGGAGGCCACGGCGCCCGACCGCCUUGUGCACGGCGCGCGCGGCGGCCUGCUGCCUGCGCUCCUCGCGCGCGUCCAGCCACCCGUCACGCUGCCGUCGCUGCUCGUCGAGCGGUGCCUCGCGGUGCUGCACCAAGUGUGCAUGCACCCCUUUACGAGCACGGCCACGCUGCGCUUCCUGCGCACCCACGACUUUGUCGCGACGCAGCUCACGCACCUGUCGGCGCAGCCGGCCGCGGAGCCGGCGGCGAGUGGCGCGCUUGUACUGCACCAGGGCGAGGUCGUGCCGACCAGGGCCGAGUCGGCGCUCGCCUGGCUACACAUUCACGCGCAUGUGCUCGCGCUCGUCGCGCUCGAGCUGCACACGCUCGUCGGGCAGGACCAGCUGGGUCGCGUGGCGCCCCUGCUCUCGACGCUGCUGGGCGAGCCGGCGAUGCAGGGCCGCGGCGCGUCGAGUGGCCAGUGGCUCGCGCUGCUGCAUACGUCCGAGGUGCAGUGGGACGACGCGCACGAUGCGCACGAUGCGCGUACGGCUGCGCUCCUUGCGCCGGCGGUCGUCAGCGAUGUGCUCGUGUCGGACAAGGUAUACGACUUGAGCGCGGUCGCUGCGCUCCUGCUGGAGCAGCGCAGUGCGAUGGAGCCCGCCGCAUGGAUGGAGCAGGCGCGCGCGCGCCUCCUCUGGGCCGCUGCGCAAAACACGCGCCGUGCGAUGGCUGUGGCGCGGCGCGAGGCGUUCCAGGCGUGCUGUGAGGUGCUGGAUGUGCUGAUGAACGAGGUGCUCGCGGCGGUGCGCAGCGAUGCGCGUGUGCCGCUCCUCCUGGACGUGGCGAGCGCGCUCCUGCCGCGCCUGCGCCCCGACGAGGACGACGCGUACGUGUCGGACCUGGCCGCUAGCACACUGCUGCAUGCGCUGUACGCCCUGCGCGGGCAGCUGGAGCCCCCGAAUGACCGGCUGCUUGCGAUUCUCCGGGGCAUGCUCGAGUCGAUCGACCGCGGCCUCAGCGCGGCGGCGCGCAGUGACGUGUACCUGGCCGUGACGUGCCUGACGCAGCUGGCCAUGCGCGGCGCAGGGCCGCUCGGCACGCGUGUGCGCACGCUCCUUGCGACGCAUGCGCCGCGCCUCGUGGAUGUGGCGGCGCGCGACGCCCUCGACGGCACCGAUGUCGUGCAGACGGUGGCGCUGACCACGCUGACGUUCCUCGCCUCUCUGGAAGCGGCUGCGCCGCCGAUGCGUGUGGGGCCGCUGCUAUCGUCUCGUGGCUACCUUGCGAGUCUCGCGCGGCGCCUCCAAGAGCUGGACCGCCCGCUGCAGGCGGCGCUGGCGCCUGACCCGCCGUCGCUGAAUGCGCAGUACGUGUACGAGGCGCUCAUGGCGCUUCUCGUGCGUCUCGCGUCGUCGUGUGCGCCGCUCGUCCUCGACGCGCGCGUGGUCGAUGUGCUGGCGCGCGUCGACUUUCCGUCGAUGCGCCCGGAGCACACGCUCGACGACGUGGAUGGGUUCCUGCCGCCGGUCGCGGAGCGCUACGCGAGCCUUCUGACGCCGCUGCUGCAGCUGCUGGCAGCGCUGCUAGCGCAUGCGCCGGGCGCGUCGUCGUCCGUGCAGGCCGUGCUUGUGGCGCACCAAGACGCGCUGCUGGCCAUCCUGCAUGGCAUGACGCACGCGGCGCCCGGCGUCACGGACGUCGAGCAGGGCGCCCUGCUCGUCCACCUGCUCUCGUCGCUGACGCCGCCUGCGCCGUUCCACGCGGCGGUGCUGUCGGUGGCGGCCCUGUACCUGGUCCCGCAGGCGCACGAGCUGCUUGCGCCACAGACCCCGACGGAGCGCGAGGACACGGCGAUCUUGGCGCCCACGCUGAAUGGCCUCGUCCAGCAGGCGUCGCCGACGCGUCUGACGCUGUUCGAGCAGGCGGCGCGCCGCAGCGUUGAUCGCCUUGUGCGUGCGCUGAUCCGGUACAUGGAAUAUGCGAGUGCACAUGGUGAGGCGCGCGCGAUCCUGGUGCCGUCACUGCAUGUCGGCCGUGCCACGGACCAUGCUGCGUCGAGUGGGCGCGUCGUUGCCGCUCCGUCGCUCGGCGUCGCCAUCGCUGCGCUGCGCGAGCAGCUCGCGUCGCUCUCGGCCGCCGUGCAGAGUCUGGAGCGGGUCGAGGCGGUGCGUGCCGACCCACACGCCCUGCACGCGGACGAGUGGGCAGACUUGGCGGCCGAUGCCGGCGUGGCGCCGAGCCUCGCGCCGUCGGCGCAGCGUGUCGCGGGCGAAAAGGCCGUGCAGCAGGCCGCCGAUGUGCUGCACCACACGGUGGAGGCCAAGCUCGACAUGGUGGAGCGCUGGAUGGUGCUUCUUGUGCGGCACCUCGACCUGUUCACGCGCCUCGGCACGUCGCGUGCGGCGGGCGAUGUGCCUGCGCUGCGCGCGGGUGCCCAGACGGCCCUGGCGCCCGUGCUCGAUGAGCAUCUCGCGUACCUGGCGCUGCCCCCGUGCGUGGGCCCUGAGGCGGCGGAGCACGUGGCGUUCCUGCAAAUGGCCGCGCGCCGCAUCGCAGACCGGCUGCGCCCCGAGGUCGCGUAG